Messenger RNA from Paramacrobiotus metropolitanus, 1276 nucleotides. Its product is annotated as protein Mpv17-like. Lineage: Eukaryota; Metazoa; Tardigrada; Eutardigrada; Parachela; Macrobiotidae. The coding region runs from base 73 to 909 and encodes 278 amino acids. Gene Ontology annotation, cellular component: membrane; cytoplasm. The transcript has 4 exons. The record is from RefSeq and is a predicted model, not a curated record.
UCAUUGCACACUAUUGCGUGUGUUGCCAUUGUUUUUGUGUGUAGCCUUGACCCAAAUGGGUGCACUGGAGCAAUGACCGUCGUACUUUUCUUUAGGCCGCUGAGCCAUUCGCAUACUUACAGGAUUUCCACUGGCCACAGGAUAUUUUAUUCAUUCAGAACAGCACCGGACCGCUGUGUCAGGUUACAAAUACCUACCAGAAUAUUUUCCUCGUACAGGCUGGUUAAAAUUGGCUCCAUCAUUCUGCGCAGGCAGGAAUCUAAAGGGUUUAUCCAGAACCUGCUAAGAUUGGCGUCAACCGAUAUGGCGUCCAAUUCCGCAGCAGCAGCGGGUUCUCCGAUAUCGCGCGCCUGGCAGAAAUACCUGCGCUACACGGACGCCAAUCCGUUGAAAGUGCAGGCACUCACCGCGCUGAUCUUCGCUGCCAUGGGCAAUCUCAUCUCGCAGACGCUGGUGGAGAAGAAGGGACUAACGCAGAUUGAUCUCUUCAGCACGGCGCGCUUCACCGCCAUCGCCGUCUUCUACAGUUUUCCCAUCGUCCGCUGCUGGCUGUGGGUGCUGGAGAACAAAGUGAAGCCAGGGAAAUUCGCGCCCAUUAAGCGCGUCCUACUGGAUCAGCUGGUGUUCGCUCCCAUCAACUACAUCGUGUUCAUCGCGGUUAUGGGUCUUGUGGAAGGAGACACGUGGGAGGCCGUCCAGCGCAGACUGAAGAAUGAUUACUGGAGUGUGAUGUUUUCCAACUGGAAAUUGUGGCCCGCUGUACAGUUGAUCAAUUUCUACUUCGUCCCUUUUAACCAGAGAAUUCUCUUCCUCAGUGUGGUGAGUUUGUUUUGGAACACAUACUUGGCAUAUGUUGUGCGGCAAGGAGGAGGAGAAAUGGGGACGAUGUCGAAGAAUGCGACAAACUGAUUGUGAGCGGAGAUUGUGAAAGUGAGACUGUCUGCUUAUUUUCUGUGACUUACUAAAGGGUAUUUGGGCAGUUGACUUUCGCUUUUAAAAAAAAAAUUAUUUUAAUUAUUAACCGCCAUGGCAGUGUCUACCUUUGGGGUGUGCUGAAUCGCAAUUUGCGAUUAUUUUACCCUACGAUCGGGGGCUAUUUGCCACUGCGACAGAGCUUUUGGUCUGAAAUUUCAGAUCUUGUAUAGUUACUUGCUGUAAUAAAAAUCCUGAAGAUAUUUGAGUUUUCGAUAUUGACAAACGAAUUUCCCUGCUGGCUUGAUGCUAUACUCUCGAUGGAAAUUUGAUUGUUGAUCCACACAUAAAUUUUAUUGCUGAA